AUGCCACCAUCAUUACCUGAUUUCUCGAGAUGCCAAAGUGACUCCAAGGAGGAUGGUCAAGAAUGGAUAAACCUUCGUCCACAUAAUCCUCCAAACACGAGCGAGCAGAAUGGCGCAAAAUCCAGCAAAGUGGACAUGUUCGUGGGCGAUCAAUUCUUUCGGACAGUAGAGCCCAACUGCUUCGAUCCGGCUGCGCGCAUCGCCGAAAUGGAUGCCACAGGAGUGGAUGUCCAGGUGCUCAGUACAGUACCCAUUCUGUUCGCAUACGAGAAGCCCGUCAAGCCUGCUGCGGAGAUGGCCCGGCACUUGAACGACCAUAUCGCGUCCGUCUGCCAUGACCAUCCCCGUCGAUUUGUGGGCUUGGCUACCGUGCCAUUGCAGGACGUGAACAGUGCCGUUGUUGAGUUGCACCGCGCAAAGACUGUCCUAGGGCUAAAGGGCGUCGAGAUCGGGACUGAGAUUAAUGGGCGGCCUCUGGACAGCCCGGAAUUCGCACCCUUUUGGAAAGCCUGCGAGGAUUUGGAUAUCCCGGUCUUUGUCCACCCUCUGGGAUAUGAGUUCCAGCGAGAGAACAAAAGUAGAUGGGGGAGUUACUGGUCUGCGUGGUUGAUUGGGAUGCCUAGCGAGACUGCCCUAGCAAUGCACGCACUAUUUUCCUCCGGAGUUCUGGUACGGCAUCCAAAGCUGCGUUUCUGUUUUGCACACGCCGGUGGUGCUUACCUGCCGCUGCUCGGACGCAUCCGACAUGGAUACGACUGUCGUCCAGACCUGGUGGCUCACAGCUCCCGGGGAAUAGCUCCACAGGACUACCUGCGGCCGUCCCAGUGCAAUGUCUGGAUCGACAGUCUGGUGCAUGACCCGGAUCUGUUGCAGUAUAUCUGCAAGAAGAUCGGCUCGGAGAGAAUCAUCAUGGGCAGCGACUACCCCUUCCCACUCGGCGAGAUGCCGGUCCCAGGCGAGAUGUUGGCAAGCGACGAACGGGUUCGCGCCUUUCUGACACCGCGAGACAGGGAGCAGAUGCUGGCAGGCAAUGCGAUUGAGUUCUUGGGGCUGGGCGAUAUGUUUCCGGUCGAGCAGUCCAAGUCUUUGCCAUCGGCCCAACGGAUGCCCAUUUCAAAUUAG
Messenger RNA from Aspergillus puulaauensis, 1122 nucleotides. Its product is annotated as amidohydrolase family protein. The coding region runs from base 1 to 1122 and encodes 373 amino acids. Gene Ontology annotation, molecular function: carboxy-lyase activity; hydrolase activity. The record is from RefSeq and is a predicted model, not a curated record. The transcript has 2 exons. Gene Ontology annotation, biological process: secondary metabolic process. Gene Ontology annotation, cellular component: cytosol; cytoplasm. Lineage: Eukaryota; Fungi; Ascomycota; Eurotiomycetes; Eurotiales; Aspergillaceae.